AUGGCAGCUUAUAUGGAAAAGCCGUCUCAAAUCAGACCAGUGUAUUAUGAUAAGAUUUUUUUAAAGUACCAUUAUGAUUUAAUUUUCAAAAAAAAUUAUAUUUACGCUUUGUUCAAUUAUUUUCGCUUGUUUCGGUUGACAUACUACUGGAGUAUGGGAGACAUCAGUCAGGCAACAGUUGCAAGUUUGCCGCAAAUAGAUAGCAGCAAAACUUUGCCUGACUGGUUUAAUUUCCAUCGAGAGCUGUGCACAGAGUGGGUUAGAGAAAAACCAGUGAGAAUAAGUGGCCAAACGAAAGAGAAACGGUCACGCAAGGCCUUUUCCGCAAAGGUGCUUGGAGGCAUUGAUGAAGACACAAAAAAAGCGUUUCUUGUGGCUGUGCCACAAAGACAAAGGGACACAGUAACACUCAUGCCAAUAGUACAAUGCCAUAUGUUGCCUGGAGCAACUGUGUGGUCAUAUCGCUGGGCCACUUAUAAUAGCCUGAGUCGGACAACAGGAUUGCCGCACAAAACUCCCUGUGAAUCACAAAUAUGGGUUCGUGGCUUCAACUGGAAUACGCACAUAUGGCAUAAAAAAUCUUUGGAAAUGUGCCAAUGA
Messenger RNA from Helobdella robusta, 600 nucleotides. RefSeq lists its product as hypothetical. The record is from RefSeq and is a predicted model, not a curated record. Lineage: Eukaryota; Metazoa; Annelida; Clitellata; Rhynchobdellida; Glossiphoniidae. Bases 1 to 600 code for a protein of 199 amino acids. The transcript is spliced from 2 exons.